Molecule: messenger RNA, 2288 nt
Organism: Dermacentor andersoni
Lineage: Eukaryota; Metazoa; Arthropoda; Arachnida; Ixodida; Ixodidae
Source: RefSeq, a predicted model, not a curated record
GUCACAGGAUACAUAUCGCUUGAAGCUGGCUCCGGUGUUCUGCAGACGCACAUGCGCUCCUUCGGCAGAACCUUAUCUCGUGUAGUGUAUCAUAUCUACGAGUUCAUCCAUCUACAACUUUAUGCUGUGAGCAAGGAGACAUACAGAAGAAGGCAAAACGAGCGAACAACUUCGUCACUUCUUAUGCUCUUAAUCGCUGUUCGCCGCUUUGAACAAUAAUCCUCGCCGAAGAAAGGCGGAAAAUUCGGUCGCGCAUCUCGCCUAAAUGUUUCUUCUGCACGCGUUCGGGGUGACGACAGCGCCGCCGCACCGGCGUGACGUCACGUUCCUCGCCAGUAGUGUAUCACGUGUGCAACAAACAUCCGUCAAAGGUCGUGCGUAACGCACAUUUAGUACCGUCGCCUUUCCCUGUUCGUUGGGCCGCGCCAGUCGAGCCUCUAAUUCAACGAGUGUGAACAGCUUCCCUAACGAAACACAUCACCGGAACACCGCAGUGAUGCUGAGUCUGCCCGCCAACCUAGGGGUGUCUUCUCUGGACGAGCAGCUGAAUGAUGUAGAAGUGGCGUGCGCUAUCCGCGAAAUGGACUUCACAAAUUGCAUUCUUGUCGAACCCAACGAAUUGCGUCUGCACAUCGGCAAAUGUACGGAACUCCGAUCCUUGCGCUGCGUCGCGUGCCCGCUCAGGCCGAGCGCCCUGCUCGGUUUAAUGCUGGAACGGCUUCAUUAUCUGGCGGAAGUCGAGUUCUCCCUCGUGGCUGAUACGGACGUGGAGUCAGAAAUAAGGCACGUGCAGCAGCGCGCGUCGCAAAUGCCAGGCGCCCUGGCUCGCAUUCUCCGCCGCAUGUACGUCGAAGUGAGCGGGUACCCGAACUUCAAGCUCCUCUCCGCGCUCCUGCGCUACUGCCCAAACCUGGACAAGCUGCAUGUUCAUUUCGUGCGCGGAGUAUUCUUGAACGCGCUCCUGGAGUGUAACGACAUCCUCCAACAGCGCGUCAAUUUGGAAACAUUCACGUUCUCUUCCGAGGUGCCAUCCUCCGAUCAACGCCUGCCGUCCACACCGUUGGAGUUCACGGGCUGCGCGGCCGUCUGCGCCAACAUCAGAUACCGGAGGUCGACCAACUCGUGGAGCUGUGUUCGACUUGUAGACCUCGCUGUCAACAUUGCUGAUCCCCUCAUUUUGCCGCAACAGCUGAUCCUGGUUGCCGUCCACCACGCUGGAGGCACCACGGCGGAAUGGAUUCGCGUGGCCGGCCUUCGACACUUCUGGACGCACGUGCGCCAACUCUGUCUUCCGCUAUUUCCGGCACAGCCCUCCAAUGGUUUUUACGCGACGGCAGGAGCCGUGUACAGCGACAGUCUAAGCGACUUCAUCUCCUCCAAGCUCCAGCAAAUCGUCGAGCUUAACAUAAGUGCGUUCCACUUCGGCCCGGACCUCGAAUUGACGGCACUGCUCCAGGACGGCUCGCUGGAGCAUCUGCAAUCCCUCUCGGCGACCCCUUGCGGGCUUCGCCGCCCGUCAGCUCUGCGCCGUCUGGCGCAAAACUGCCGCGAAUUCAAAGAACUGGACGUCCGUUUCGAUAGGCGGGGUAACUUCUAUCGGUGCGCCGGCUGCGAGGGUCAGUUAUUCCUCGAUCCCGCGGACAUGUUGGAAAUGUACGAAGAUGCCCCCGUGUUUAACAAUCCGCUUACCAGGCUGACUCUCACUGACGUGCAUGGCCGUAUCUCCAUUUGGUUCGUCGUGGCCUGCCCAGCGGUUUCCGUGCGGCUGUCAGACUGCCCUAGUCCCUCGCACCCAGACUACCCGUCUCUGGGUCAGGUGCUCGCCAAAAACAGCUCGCUGAGUUGUCUCGUGCUUCGGCACGAUGCCCUGCCCUUCGGCGACGCGCGUCUGCUGGAAAACAUCUCGUGCAUCGCCAGCCUGCAGUACCUGUGCCUUCUGUCGGCGGUGCCGUUACUCGACAAUAUGGCCACGUUGUGCGUGAUGGCGUACACUGCCAGCCUGAAGCCUCACAUCAAGUGUGUACACGUUCACUACCGAAACUCUGCCAGCGGCAACGAGAAGCGGAUCACGUGGAUGAAGCGGGCUGGCGAUGAAAUCGAAGGCACCCUGGUUCAAGACGGUCCCUGCUUCCUCUACUGUUCGACGGCUACGUUCAUAGGACUCGCCAAGCCACUGAAUCGCGACUUCGGACAGAUCGUGUAGAUGAACGCACGGCCGAGACCUAAUAAAAUGUCUAAGAUAACGUAAAAUUGCUGCCUACAAUAAUACCGCUUAUUUGUUUUUUCAU